AUGAAUACUUCUGGACCAUGUAGUUUAACAGCCGUUUUGGGACAGACGCGGAUGAACAUUAACCACUUCACGAAAUAUCCUCAAACAAAGAUGUCUUAUCUGGACUCGUCGGAGGCUCCUGAUGAGGAGGAGACUUUUUAUAUGCAGUGCAGAGCCGCUUACCGAAGUGUGUUCAGAUCCAGUCUCUCAAAUAUCCCAUCCAAACAGGAGUUAUGUAGAGUUCUCCAGUUAGCUGGAAGAAAUCCAUCUCAGACGACUCUUGAUAAAUAUUGGAACACAGGAACAACGCACAUGAACUUUGAUGAUUUCUGCGAGAUACUGAAAAGUGAGUGGAAAACAGAGAACAAUGACCUGAUGGGAGUUUUCAAAAAGCUGGAUCCAAAUGGCGAUGGGUACAUUGCACAGAGCAGAGUGGAAAAACUUCUGACAAAUGGAGGAGAUAAAAUGACACCUGAAGAAGUGAAGGCCAUUUUCUCACUUAGCGUUAUCAACAAGGAUGGCAUCUUUAACUACGUUGAGUUCUGUAGACAACUUGUGUCCACUGUGGAGAAAUGUCAGAUGAUGUCUUUGGUGAAGCUCCAGUCUGACGCCAAGUUAAAGAGACAAAACUUUGGCAGCCAUGAAGACAGCCCUCCAAAAACUUCCAUAACAUCACCGUCAGCAACUCCACCUCAGAAUCCAGAAACAACCGGGUCAGAUCCAGACGUCACACUUCGGAAUGACAGCCGACCAGCCACUCGUCCUUCUUCUGCUCGUAGUAGACGAUCAUCUCUGUCAAACUCAGUCACUGCAACAUCCACCACCAACAAGCAGUGGCAUCACAUGUGCAUGAGAGGAUCUUUCUUCCUGGAAGAGGACGGAACUAUCAGGUCACUGCAGUACCAGCUGCACCUGCCCCAGACUUCCAUUGUUACCCUAAGCAUCCAGCCUUUGAGUCUCGACCAAAGAACUGACAAGCCUUGCCCCUGGAUGAAUGUGGACACAGCUCUUUUUGUGAUGUUAGCUGGUGAUACAGAAGAGGAUUCAACACUAAUGUGUUUCACUGGUGCAAAGGAUAAAGAAAAGUACAUUUGGAGAGGCGAACUGAAAGCUGGGAUAUAUUACCUACUGCCUUUCUCCAGUGGCUGCAGAUUAAAAAAAAGGAGCAGAAAGAAUGCAUCCACUAAAUCUGUAGAGCUUGUCUACAAGACAGAUACUGGCGAACUCGACCUCACCAGAGAGUUCCGGGACGCACUAUCAGAGAUUUUCGACAUGAUAGACCUCAACGGGAAUGGUUUGCUCAGUCUUGAGGAAUACAAUUUCUUGGAGCUGAUGAUCAGCGGAGAGGAGUGCAAGAUGGGGACGUGGGCCAUCUGUAAAGAGAAUUUUGACAUGAGAAAAAAUCAAUUGACAAAACAGGGCUUCAUGGAGUUGAAUCUGAUGGAGGCAACGGAGAAAGAUGGGGACUCUGAUGACCUGUGGACCCUCGUGGAAACCAUGGGUUACAACCGUAUGCUGGAGCUAGUUGAGGCUUGCCCAUUCCAGAUAGAUAUACACUGUGAGAGCACACAGCCAUCACUUCAUCCACUCAGACUGGACUCCGGGCCCAAGAUUCUGAACCAGGCUCUGCAGAAGUCCAUCACUUUAGAGGGAACAGCCAAGCAACUGAAAGGACAGGAAAAUGUGCUCAUCUACACUUACAGAGGACAACACAGGGUCUCGUCCCUCAUAGUCAACAAGACUAACCAAAAAGUGACGGUUCAUAUCAACAACAAGCACAACAGCAACUGCUGCAGCAGUCGAGGCCUGAAUGUCUUUGCUAUAGAGGUGCCAGCCAGAACUAAAAUGGUGUGUCAACAUGUCCUGCCCACCAAUGAAAAACAGGACUGGGGCUACAACUGUGUGGAAACUUUACUCACCUCUAAAUAAAGCUUGCACACAAUAUGCUGCUUGUCUAGGAUUGAAAAACAUAAAAAAAUUGUUGAAACAAUUCAA
Messenger RNA from Syngnathoides biaculeatus (alligator pipefish), 1974 nucleotides. RefSeq names its product EF-hand calcium binding domain 7 (gene efcab7). Gene Ontology annotation, molecular function: calcium ion binding. The transcript is spliced from 13 exons. The record is from RefSeq and is a predicted model, not a curated record. The coding region runs from base 1 to 1908 and encodes 635 amino acids. NCBI's taxonomy places the organism in Eukaryota, Metazoa, Chordata, Actinopteri, Syngnathiformes, Syngnathidae.